Lacerta agilis (Sand lizard) is the source of this 2052-nucleotide messenger RNA. RefSeq names its product semaphorin-4A-like. Gene Ontology annotation, biological process: negative regulation of axon extension involved in axon guidance; negative chemotaxis; neural crest cell migration. Gene Ontology annotation, molecular function: semaphorin receptor binding; chemorepellent activity. Lineage: Eukaryota; Metazoa; Chordata; Lepidosauria; Squamata; Lacertidae. The record is from RefSeq and is a predicted model, not a curated record.
AUGGCAGCCAUAUUCAUCAUCUCUGACUUUCUGAGGGAAUGCUUGAAUUUCAUCCGUGUCCUGGUGCAACUGAACGACACACACCUUUACACCUGCGCGUAUGCUUUCAAUCCCACCUGCGCUUACGUUGAUCUAACAACAUUCAGUCUGGUGAAAGAUGCAGAAGGCAAGCCCCUCCUCCUGCAAGGGAAGGGUGUCUCCCCCUAUAGCCCUCACUAUGGGAAGCACCGCAAUCCCUCGUUGGUGAGCCACCUGCAAGGGGAGGGGUUCCACUUCCUUAGAUGUCGAAAGUUUGCACCACCCUAUUGCCAGCUUCUGCAUUUUGUAGAGGAAGACAGAGCUCUGUGGGCAGUGAAUUACAAGCACUCGAGAAAACGGGCUGAAGGGGAAGGGAGGAGUCACCUCCUCUCCUGCCUUUACCCUGCAGAUGGCGAACUUUACACUGCCACCCAGGAAAACUUUCUAGGGAAUGAGCCCGUCAUCACUCGAACCCUGGGCAGUAGUUCAGUUUUGAAGAAUGAGGACUGGAUGAGUGGUGAUGCAACAUUUGUGGCCUCCUUCAACAUCCCGGCCCCACCAAAUGACGACAAAGUCUAUUUUUUCUUUUGGGAAACAGCUAAGGAGUUUGACUUCUUUGAGAAAGUGAUCAUCUCCAGGGUUGCUCGCAUCUGCAAGAACGAUGUCGGAGGAAAAUCGUUGCUGCAGAAGAAAUGGACCACCUUUCUGAAAGCGCAUCUUUCCUGCACCCAGGAAGGGCAGCUUCCUUAUACUGUCAUUCAACACGUGUUUGCUGUUCCACAUCCAGGAGGCGGUGCGUUUUUCUAUGGGGUCUUCGUUCCUCAAUGGCAGGUGGGGGGUCUCUGGAGCUCGGCAGUCUGCGCCUUCGACCUUAGUGCUAUCAACAAAGUCUUUGAUAAUGGGAGAUACAAAGAGUUACACAAGAACUGCUCCCGAUUGCUGCCCUAUGAAGGGGAGGCCAUGGAUCCUCGCCCUGGCUCGUGUUCUGUCAGCCCAUCAUCAGACAAAACCCUCGUUUUCAUGAAAGAACAUUAUAUGAUGGAUCAGAUGAUUCAGCCAAUCUAUAACCAGCCCGUGUUUGUGAAGCUCAAUGUGAAAUACACCCGGAUUACAGUACAUCAAACUGAGAACGUCUUGGGAAUUCCCUACACCAUACUGUUUCUUGGGACAGACCGGGGAGCCAUUCACAAAGUGGUGGUCGUUGGCAGCGAGGCUCACAUCAUCGAGGAGAUCCAGCUGUUUGAGAAGCCAGAGGCAGUCCAAAACCUGCUGCUCUUGCCUGAAAAGGGGAUCCUUUAUGUGGGGUAUUCCAAAGGAAUCAUACAAGUCCCGUUGGCCAACUGUGGCAUUCACAAAACCUGUCCCGACUGCGUUUUAGCACGAGAUCCUUACUGUGCCUGGGAUGGAAGGAAAUGCAGUGAUAGCUGGAAUAACAAAUACAAAAGCAUGGCAGGAAAGAAUAACUUUAAGCAGGAUGUUGAGAACGGGAACCCGGGCCUUUCGUGCAUGCGCAGCAGUGGGAAGAGCAGAGCCUCCUCAAGGCCAAUCACCUUGAUUGCCGUAGUGGCCGUGUUUUUCUUCUGCUACCCAGACACAGUGAAAGUGAAAAGCAAAGUACAGGGGUGCAGGAGCCCCCUCAAAGCCAAUAAAACAUCCAGGCAAGAGAAAGUCCUUUUCAAUGGCAGCCAGAGCCUUCUGCAAGUGGCCCUUGCCAGCAAACUGCUGACAGCUCCAACACCUGCUAUGUCAACGUGCUCCAUUCAGGCUAUCAGGGCUAACAAAAACUGCUUGGACUUGGGCCUGCCAAACAGGGAUGACUCCAGAGGAGCCGUGGCAGCGGAGGGGAUCUAGCCUGGCCCACCUGAUUCCUCACCAGCUGUUGCAGAGAACAACCUUUCAUGAUCUCACCAGCUCACACGGGCAACCUAGCAAGAACAAAAGUCUUGUCAUGACUGUGAUGCUAUUACAAAAUGCCACCAGGAAACAGGGUGUUACCUCUGAUUGCAGUUCUUUCCCACCUAGUUCUGUCUGUAC